CAUGUCACUGUGAUUCAGCGGAGGCAUGUGGAACCACGGCCCCGGGAGCAGGAGCCUCUUCCCGGCCACACUGUGCCUGCUGCUGACGCUAUGGACGGAGGUGUCCCAGUCCACCGGGUCCUUCGAGCUGCAGCUGGUCUCCGUGCAGAACGUGAACGGCGAGCUGGCGGACGGUGAGUGCUGCGACGGGCCCCGGGGGUCUCAGGACCUCCGCUGCACCCGGGACGAGUGCGACACCUACCUGCGGGUGUGCCUGAAGGAGUACCAGGUGGAGGUGUCCACCGCGGGAGCCUGCACCUUCGGAUCUGGAGCUACGGGAGUUCUCGGUGGAAAUAUGUUUUCUUUUAAGAGCGGACGGAGCAACGCGAACAGAGCAGCAGACGAGCCCGGCAGGAUCGUGAUCCCCUUCCAGUUCGCCUGGCCGCGGACGUACACGUUGAUUGUUGAGGCCUGGGACUGGGACAACGACACACGAAGCAAUGAAGAGGAGCUGCUGAUCGAGCGCAGCGCCCACACCGGCAUGGUGAACCCCGGUGACCCCUGGCAGACCAUCCCGCACGCCGGCGCCGUGGCUCGCCUCACGUACCGUAUCCGGGUGCGUUGUGACGACAACUACUACGGCAACAAGUGCAACAAGCUGUGCGUUCCUCGCGACGACUACUUCGGGCAUUACCGCUGUGAGCCUUCAGGCGCCCAGGUGUGUCUGGACGGCUGGAUGGGACCCGACUGCUGCACAGCAAUCUGCAAACAAGGAUGCCACCUGUUGCACGGCGGCUGCUCGGUCCCGGGGGAGUGCAGGUGUAACUACGGCUGGCAGGGGCAGUUCUGUGAUGAGUGUGUUCUGUAUCCUGGCUGCGUCCACGGGACCUGCAACCUGCCCUGGCAGUGCAACUGUGAGAGGAACUGGGGCGGCCUGCUGUGCGACAAAGAUCUGAAUUACUGCGGACGCCACCACCCGUGUGUUAACGGUGGAACCUGCAUGAACACGGAGCCGGACGAGUUCCACUGCGCCUGUCCACAGGGCUACUCCGGCAAGACCUGUCAGAUAGCCGAACACGCCUGUGUCUCCGACCCCUGCGCCCACGGUGGCGCGUGCCACGAGGUCGCCACCGGGUUCGAGUGCCGGUGUCUCCCGGGCUGGGAGGGUCCGACCUGCGCCAACAAUUUGGACGAGUGUGCGUCCGGCCCUUGCGCUCGGGGGGGAACCUGCAUCGACAGGGAGGACGGCUUCGAGUGCGUGUGCCCGCCGCAGUGGGAAGGAAAGACCUGCCAGAUCGAUACGAAUGAGUGCGCAGACAAUCCCUGCGAGAACGCUUACGCUUGCAAAAAUUUGAUUGGCGGAUAUCACUGCAACUGUUUUCGGGGAUGGUCUGGACAGAACUGUGACAUCAAUGUGAACGGCUGCCGCGGUCAGUGCCAGAACGGAGCCACGUGCAAGGAGGUCGCCCGGGGUUACCACUGCCUGUGUCCUCCCGGCUUCGCGGGCGCUCACUGUGAGAUCCAGAGGAACAGAUGCGACGGCGCUCCGUGCCAGAACGCCGGCCAGUGCCACCCGGUGCUGGACGGCUUCGUGUGCGAGUGCCCGCCCGAGUUCGCCGGACAGCUGUGCGAGAUCCCCAGCUGGUCGCCCUCUGACGCCUGUGAUCCGAACCCGUGUGAGAACCAGGCUCAGUGUCACAGCAUCUAUCAGGAUUACUACUGCGCCUGUCCCGACGGCUUCGAGGGACAAACCUGCGAGCGGCUCAAAGAGAAGUGCAGCACCGUCCCGUGUCAAGCGAUCGACAGCUGCACCGUUGCUGUAGCGACCAACGACUCGGCCGGCGUGCGGCACAUCUCCUCCAACGUCUGCGGUCCGCGGGGUCGAUGCCUCAGCCAGGCGGGGGGGAACUUCACCUGCGUGUGCGACCCGGGCUUCAGCGGCAUGUACUGCCACGAGAAUAUUAACGACUGCAUCGACAGCCCUUGUGGAAACGGAGGAACCUGCAUCGACGGCGUGAACUCCUUCCAGUGCUUCUGUCCCGACGGCUGGGAGGGCCGCCUCUGUGACCACAACGUGAACGAGUGCGGACACGACCCGUGCAAGAACGCCGGCCGCUGCGUGGACCUGGUGAACGACUUCUACUGCGAGUGUGCCGACAACUGGAAGGGCAAGACCUGCCAUUCCCGCGAGAGCCAAUGCGACGCCACCACCUGCAGUAACGGAGGCACCUGCUACGACCACGGAGACGCCUUCCGCUGCGCCUGCCCGCCCGGGUGGGGGGGCAACACCUGCAACACAGCCAAGAACAGCACCUGCGCCUCCAGCCCGUGUUCCAACGGUGGAACCUGCGUGGGGGGGGGGGACACCUUCACCUGCAUCUGCAAGGACGGCUGGGAGGGACCGAGCUGCGGCCAGAACACAAACGACUGCAACCCUCAUCCAUGCUACAACGGAGGGAUCUGCGUGGACGGAGUGAACUGGUUCCGCUGCGAGUGCGCUCCGGGGUUCGCCGGACCCGACUGCAGGAUCAACAUCAACGAGUGCCAGUCCUCUCCGUGUGCCUACGGAUCCACGUGCGUGGACGAGAUCAACGGUUUCCGGUGCAUCUGUCCCCUCGGCAGGACCGGAGCCAGAUGUCAAGAGUUCAUCGGUAUCGGGAAGACGUGUCACUACGCCGGGCUGCAGUUCCCUCACGGCAGCCGCUGGGAGGAGGAGUGCAACAGCUGCCACUGCAUCAACGGCAAAGUGGACUGUACCAAGGUGCUGUGUGGUCGGCGUCCGUGCCUGCUGCAGCCGUCGGGUCAGCAGCAGUCCUGCCCGGCUGGACGGGAGUGUCUAAAGCACAGCUACCUCACCUGCUUCUCCCCCCCCUGCCACCAGUGGGGGGUCUGCUCCAUCGCCGGACCCUCGCCCCCUCAAGUCACCACCGAGUGCCAGCCCAACAGCGGGCACUUGGACAACAGCUGCGUCCGCAUCACGCUUGUUCUCAACAGAGACAAAGCACCACCAGGAACGACUGUGGAGAACAUCUGCUACGAGCUGAGGUAUCUGUCGAGUCUCCGGAGUUUGGCGAAGGGCCACGAGCUCCUUCUGCUCUGUGACGUCUCUCCGUCCAACCAGGACGCUGUGAAGGUGGCCAUAUCUUUCCAGCCUGAGGAUCUACAGGACCUCAGUAUGAUCCAGAAGGUUGCCAGCGCCAUAGAAGGCACCUUGUCGAGGCGACACAACAGCAGCAUAAUGCUGGCUGUCACCGAGGUCAAAGUGGAAACGCAGGUCAUGCCCCCCUCAGUGGACUACCUGGUGCCUCUGCUCUGUGUCGUCUUCUGCCUGCUCUGCCUCUUCUGCAUCAUCGUAUGCGUUUGGUGGACACGCAAGCGGAGAAAAGAACGAGAGAGGAACUCGCGAUCUGCUUCAGACGACAACGUGAACAACCAGUGGGAGCCGCUCCGGAUCGUGGUGGGCCGGGCGCAGCAGCAGCAGCUGAAGGAGAGCAACAGGGAGGCUGAGCAGGAGCGCAAGAAGCUCAUGGGUCCUUCCUCUCGGACGUGUGACGAAGGGGAGGAGGAGGAGGAGACGGAGGGCGAGCUUGAGCUCGAGGAGGAGGAGGAGGAGGAGGAGUGUGGUGGAGCGGAGGCGGGGAAGCAGCCAGUUUAUAAGUACUCUAAGACUGCAGUGCAGUCCAGUGGGGGGGUGGUGUGUACCCAGCACAGCUCCAGCCCCCCCCUCAAAGCGCCUCACCGGACCCCAGGCUACAACCCCAAAGACAACCGCUGGAAAAACGUCAGUGCCGUCCUGAGCGGUCCCAAAGGCCUCAGAGACCACUGCGUAUGAGACCCUCGACCCAGAGAGAAGCUGCAGGAAGCAGCUCUGCUUAUGUUCACACAACUUUCGGAAAGAAAAAGAGGCUUUGUGUUUUAAUAAGCCAUUCUUUGUUUGGAUGUUUUCGUCACUGUCACCUGAAACGAUUUUUUUAAUUCAGGAGGCUAGUGCACAGUGAACAACCUUUUUUUUGCUUCUGUUCGCUAAAUAUUCUUUAAUUAUGUACAGAAGGAGCUGAAAUGUUAGCGGUUUUCUUGCGUGAGGCAAAAGAAGCUCUCUGCAAUUUUUUGUUUUAUGGAUUUGUACCAUUUAAGAAAUGAUGAAUCAAGAAAAAGGCGAGAAAAACAACUUGUAUAAAGUUUUUUUUUUUUUGGUUUGUUUACAGAUUAUGAUUUAGUUGAGUUGUCAGCGGGCUCCUGUUCAGUGUCUGUGGGUUCAGACACACGUUAGAGGGACGGUCAAGGAAGAGUUUAGAGGGGAAUGUCCUGUUGACGUCGCAGCAACAGAGGAGGACUUCCUGUCUCUGUCCGGCUCCGCCCACUGGUCCACCUGUGCCCGUCAUGCGCCAGCCUUACCAAAACACUUGGCCUGGAGGGGAGAGGGGACAGAAACCCCAGUGCCUACUAUGUGGCCUUCCAUUGUUUUUGUUUUGUUUUGCUCCCGUCGCUCGGUCGUCUCGGCUGGACGCUCCGUUUUGAGGAUGUUCUGCAGUAUUUGAGUUGGUAGCAAGUGCCUUUCUACGAGCUGUGUGGAGGCUCCGAGUCGCGCUGCCCAGUUUGACCUCCUCGUUCUCAAAUCUCAAAGGGAUAUAAGUGUACAUUUAGAGAGUUCAAUUUCACAGCAACGCCAUUCAAGGUAUUUGAUCCAAACAGAAAUGAAUACUCUGUACAUAUGUGUAAAUACUAAAGGAGUCGCUGUGUAUAUUUGAAAUAAGUAACUUAAAGACA
Messenger RNA from Limanda limanda (common dab), 4746 nucleotides. It is a transcript of the gene jag2b, whose product is annotated as jagged canonical Notch ligand 2b. Lineage: Eukaryota; Metazoa; Chordata; Actinopteri; Pleuronectiformes; Pleuronectidae. Gene Ontology annotation, cellular component: membrane. The transcript is spliced from 25 exons. Gene Ontology annotation, molecular function: calcium ion binding; Notch binding. Gene Ontology annotation, biological process: cell communication; multicellular organism development; Notch signaling pathway. Bases 26 to 3811 code for a protein of 1261 amino acids. The record is from RefSeq and is a predicted model, not a curated record.